Messenger RNA from Paramecium tetraurelia, 327 nucleotides. RefSeq lists its product as uncharacterized. The record is from RefSeq and is a predicted model, not a curated record. The transcript has 2 exons. Lineage: Eukaryota; Ciliophora; Oligohymenophorea; Peniculida; Parameciidae.
AUGGAUAAAAUUUAAAGAGAAGUGCAAACUUUCCAAUAUGAUGAUCAAAAUGCAGAAAUGGCUACAGAAGAAUUUAUAAAUUUAUCUCUCUCUGACCACUUCGAGGAGUACCAAUUUGGAUUACAAAAAUUUAAGAUCUAUUUAAAUUUAAAUUAUCCCGAUUUAGAAGAACCAAUUGCAUAAAUAAUAAAGAAGUAAUUAAUUCCUAAAAUGUUAUUUCAUUUAGAAAAUUCUUUUAAUCGUAAUUAAGUAGAUAAACACUUAAGAAAUAUCAUUUUGAAAAUUCUUUCAUAGAAAAUGGCUUAAUGUAAAUUCUAAUUCGGUUGA